AGUGACGUUUGAAAAAAUUGGAGGGGUUACUUUUUUUUCUUUGUGCGGUUACUUGAAAUUGAACUUGGAAUUGAUACUCAUUUCUUCAGUUUUGCGUCUGCCAGGCAUUCCUUCCGAAAUGAUACAUAUUUCAGCUGUUUCUUUCAAUCUCCAUUAUUGUGAACUUGUUAAGCUACCCAGAUUGUGUUAUCAAUCAGCAGCUCUGCAGACGCGUGCCUGCUAAGUCUGAUAUAGUACUGCGUCCAACUCUAAAACUGGCUGGUUUACCUUCAGAAGUGCUUCCGAAAGUGAUUAACGCUUCUAAAUGGAGAAAGAGUGACAGAUGAAACCUUAUGGCUCGUCAAGGUGCAGUAAGCGUGGAGGAAAUGAUCAGAAGAAAAGUGGCUAACAGCCGACAUUGGAAGUUCACUAAAUUAGGCAAAAAACAGCGAAGAUGGGGUUUUGAUUUCACCGUUAUGACUUAUAAUAUACUUAGUCAAAAUGCUGUCGAAAAUCACCGCUAUUUGUAUAAGUAUUGCAAUCCUUCGUUCUUAGAUGAAGAAUAUAGGAUUUCAAAGAUUAUGCCUGAAAUACUCAAAAGCCAGAGUGACGUGAUUUGUCUACAGGAAGUGGAAGAAGCGCUUUACGAUAAACGAAUCAAAAAAGUCUUCGAUUCCAAUGGAUUCGAGUCUCUUUUCAAAAGGAGGACUGGUUCGAAGAGUGAUGGUUGUGCAAUUCUUUGGAGACGAUCGAAAUUCAACCUGCUGAGGCAUCGAGAUGUCGAAUUUCGAGCGAAAGAAUGCAAAUUCUUGGAUCGAGAUAACAUAGGUUUGAUUGCUGUUCUUAAACCUAUUCAUCCAGCGAGUAAAAAGAAGGUACAAUUACAUAUAGCCACUACUCAUCUCUUAUUCAAUCCUAGAAGAGGUGACAUCAAACUUUGCCAAUUGCGUCUUUUUCUCGCAGAGUUGGAAAAAAUGGCUUUAAGGAAAGUAACGGAACAGGGUCGUCUUUAUCACCCUGUCAUACUUUGUGGGGAUUUCAAUUUUGAACCUCGUUCCCCUUUGUAUCAAUUCGUUGAAAAUGGAUGUUUACAUUUAAUAGAUAUGAAGUCGGGUGACAUGUCGGGGCAAGCCGAAGGAAAAAAUAAAGGACAGUAUGUAAAUAGCGAAAGCUUAUCUUUACAUGAACUUGGUAUUAGUGAAACUGGACGUUUUGAAGCUAUAGUACCGCCUGGAGGAGAUGAGUGUAAUUUACUCGCAAAGCCCAAGGAAACAAAGCUUUUAUCACCAGAGGCGAGUGCUAGUGGAUCAGGUAGACAGAACUCGAACAAUACUCCAUCUUAUACCAAAGAGUCAGGUAGGAAUGCAGUUAGUGUUAGUGCCGAAUGGUUAGAAGCAGUAGGUGCAUAUAAGGACCCUCGGUGGUUGUCCGCUUUAGGAGCUCUGGGGAAUGCGCAUUUGGUAAAUCAAAUAGCAUCUCAAAUCCAGCAAGCUCAUAAAUCUUCUAAUAGUCACAGUCGGCAUUCGUCCCCCAUGAGUUUAGACUCUAAUAAAUCCUCUGGUUCUUCUAGACAAGCAUCUCGCGAGGGCACUCCUCAAAGAUCUUUACCUCCAGCAGAUGCCUCUAACUCUAAUCCGGAAGACCUUGAACGUAUUGUUCGGCACGGUUUUAAUUUCGUGCCCGCAUAUAAAUAUCGUGAAGAGCAAAAAAACAUCCCAGUUACCUCCAUGACAGGGCAUGAUUUUAGUACAGUUGAUCACAUAUUUUACCACGUGAAAGAGAAACUAGGACCUAGAAAUUUUACCGAAGAUCGAUUGAAAUUGUUGGCCUUUUACUCAUUAAUGCAAUCAGAAGAAUUAGAAGGACUUGGAGGAUUGCCCAAUGCUUAUCUUGGAUCGGAUCAUGUUUGUUUGAUGGCAAAAUUCGUAAUAAACUUUAAAUGAAUUAAUUGAAGAACUGAAAAGCUCUAUUUUCAGCCUGUUUACAUAUGGUUUUAUGUUAUAGAAUUUUUAGCACAUGAAUGUGUUUCCGUUUUGUGUUAGUAAAAAUGAAAAAGGCCAAAAGAACUCCAAACCUUCCAGUAUUUGUUGCUGAAUAUGUUAGAUUUUAAAUUGUCGAAUAUUUUACAUCACUUUAAGCGUUAAAUCUGGUUUAUUUUAUUAUUAAUGAUCGUAAUCCUUCCUUUCUUCUUAAUUUAUAAUUACUAGGAUAUUUUAUUACCAUUUUUGUACACAUGUGAUAUAUUUUGUGAUAGGUUUUAAAAUAGCCUUUAAAACGAAGAUGUACGACGUUAUGUAAUAUAUAUCAGCAUUAGACUGAUUUACAUCUCCGUUGAAUUCGUUUUCAUUUGUGAUUGCCAUUAGUGAAAAACGAAACCAUUUAGUAAAAGUAUAUCAGUUAAUUACAUUAAACAGAAACUUCUUGAGCUAAUACGUUUACUUCUGUUGUCUGGAAUUAAUGCAUUUUAUUGACUCCGAAUUUCGCCCUUUCACUCAAUUUUUAGUUCCUUCAUUUAAUCUAGGAAAUAUUUUAAUGAUCAUGCCUCUUCAGGUGUUUGAAGAGCAAAACUGUAUAAAAAUCCUCCGGAUUUCUAUCGCAUUUAAAUAAAGAUUUACAAAAAA
Molecule: messenger RNA, 2600 nt
Organism: Stegodyphus dumicola
Lineage: Eukaryota; Metazoa; Arthropoda; Arachnida; Araneae; Eresidae
Product: RNA 2',3'-cyclic phosphatase ANGEL2-like
Molecular function (GO): 3'-5'-RNA exonuclease activity
Source: RefSeq, a predicted model, not a curated record